Molecule: messenger RNA, 1866 nt
Organism: Podospora anserina S mat+
Lineage: Eukaryota; Fungi; Ascomycota; Sordariomycetes; Sordariales; Podosporaceae
Exons: 1
Coding region: 1-1866 (621 amino acids)
Source: RefSeq, a predicted model, not a curated record
AUGGCCGAAGUUGUAGGGCUGGUGGUCGCCGCCAACUCUUUGGCUAAGACUUGUUCGACUGUUUGGAAACUUGUGAAGCUGAUGGUUAAAAUAGGCCGAGAGGCCCCGGGAGCCGUGGAGGAGAUCAGAAGCUACCGCCUCAUGUUGAAGACAUGUUUCACCGCUGUUCAAUCUGCGCAAAUCUCCCUUGAGGCGCGCUGGUCAGACGAAGAGUCCUCUUGUACGCCCGCGAUGAAGUACUUGAGGAAAAACAAUUUACUGCGUGACAUCGAACGUCUCGCUCGAGAAAUACGACGCAAGAUGGCGGAUCUUUUUGAGAGGACCGCGGAACUCCCAAGUAGUUGGCAGUUGUGGGUCAAUUACAAAUGGCAUCGACUCAAACCGGACUUCACUGCUCUUUUACCAUUCAUGGAAACACUCAAGUCGGACCUGGUAUUGGCCCAGAGUACCUUGAAGCUUGAGUCGCUCUAUACAAGACAGUCUAAGGAACAAAAAUCUCCAACAGGGGAGAUGACGUUCAUCAUGGCAGAAAUGUAUGUAUCACCUACCCAUCUCUUCCAAGGGAGUUACAUAGCAAGGAAGCUGAGCGAUGAUAGCAAAGAAAUAAAACAUGAUAUGGCUCGGUUUGUCGAUAUGCUCUAUGACCUCCAAUAUCAACGCCACAUCAGUAUUGAACGAAAAAGCGGGACAGUUGACCAGAACUCGGUCCUGGCAUAUCUCGCAGAUUCAAUGAUCAAAACGGGUGUAGUACCCGCGUCCCCUCCGCCACGAGACUACAAGAUUCCCAAGCAACCGGACCUCAAUCUUCGCCGCCGGUCACGACGGCGGCGACACUCUACUCGUGAUCAAUAUCGUUACCGAUACGGAGAGAUAUCGCCACCCUCAUCGCAGCCAUCGACACUACUUUCCUCAGAGCCAGCAAUGCUACCCUCGUCGGAGCCAACAACUCCAAGCUCAACCGGCCCUGGGGAGAUAUCCCCUUGGAGACAAGUGCCACCUCGGCUGAACUCUUCACCAUCCCGCAGCAGAUCUUCACCAAUCUCAGCGAGUAAAGAAGUAUGUCAUCCCCUCAAAUACGUCGCUUUUGCCAGGCCAGACUCAGUAACGCGACGGCGGAAGGACUACAGCUCCAGCGUUAACAAUGACCUGGCUCCUCGAAUGAACGUGAAAUCCAGCACGUUACUGCCAGUGGAACAGAAGAACAAGAUAACCACAAUGCAUGGGAAGUACAAGAUAAAAGCAGUGGAAGAGAAUCCCACGCCACCAUCAGUAGAGGAGAAACCCAAAACAAUAGCAGCAGAAGAGAAACCGAAAACCGUACCCUGCUCCUCAGGCUCCACCCCGACAAGGCUACAAUUCGAACUGGAUUCCCCCCACACCCGAAUCCUCGCCUCUCGCCACCGCGCCAACAAGCCUAUCUCUGGUCACAUUGGCAGCCACACCAAAGCAUACUGGCCCCAGGAUGCACACCUCCACCCGGCUGGCAACGUGAACAUCAUCUCUGCUGACACAGCAAUGAAGUUGGGUUGGGAACCGCCUGUUAGUGAGAUUAGUAGGACGCUGUACACCUCCUAUGGAAAGAAUGGACGGACAGAGGUGUAUGGGACUAUUGCGAUGGAAUUCGUGAUCCCUGGGAUGGUGGAGCUUCGGGAUAGUUUUGAUUUUACGGUGUGCGGGGGGCUUUUGGAAGGGUAUGAGGUAGUUUUGGGGAUGGAUGUGCAGCAGUGGUUGAUGCGGAGGGGGGAGGAACAAGAGGUGGGGAUGAGGGUGAAGGGGGUGAGGGAUGAGGAUAGGGAUGUGAGUAAGACGGUCUCGGACGGGGAAGGGAAAAGACACAGAGGUUCAAGGAUAAGGGGUCAGGGGUAG